UAGCUUUGCAUUUGCCAAAAUUGAACCUUUUGGACCUUUUGAAUUUAGUAUUAUUAUUGCUCUCCCUGGUCAAUCGUACUUACGAAUGGUAUGGUGUUAUGUGGUAGUCUGAAAAAUAUUUAGAAUCUGGUGUCAGUGAACUCCUGACAGCGUUUAAGGAGUAAACAGUAUUUAUGUAGCCCCGUGGGCGCACAAAUCUUGGCGAAAAAAUAUGAAAAAAUAAUUUGUGUUGUUCUUCACAAGUUAGUAGAAUGGUUUAGGUAUGUGCCGGAAAUGCGUGCGUCGUUUACUUAAAGCAAGCUUUCAGAAAAUACGUGAAGUAGGUCAUGAUUUUAUGUACCUUGAGUACCUGAUACCUGAAAACUGGCCGUCUAAGCAAGGUAGCAGCCAUCGAAGUAAUAAUGACGAGUUCAUUAUGAAGGAAAUGGUCGGAGGAUGCUGUGUAUGCUCUGACGAGCGGGGUUGGCCGGACAACCCUUUGGUCUACUGCGAUGGAAAUGGAUGCACUGUUGCCGUACACCAAGCUUGCUAUGGAAUUGUUACAGUACCAACUGGUCCUUGGUACUGCCGAAAAUGUGAGAGUCCUGACACAAAGGGAAAAGUUAGAUGUGAGCUUUGCCCAUCAAAAUCGGGCGCAUUAAAACGGACAGACACAGGUGGAUGGGCGCACGUUGUAUGCGCCCUCUACAUACCAGAAGUACGAUUUGGAAAUGUUACUUCUAUGGAACCUAUUGUUCUCAGACUCAUACCACCUGAGCGUUACAACAAGACAUGCUACAUUUGCCAUGAUCUGGGCAAGUCUCAUAGGGCAACUGCAGGCGCUUGUAUGCAAUGCAACAAAUCAGGAUGUAAACAGCAAUUUCACGUGACUUGCGCCCAAAGUUUGGGCUUCCUAUGUGAAGAAGCAGGCAACUAUCUCGACAACGUCAAGUACUGCGGCUACUGCCAACACCACUACAGCAAAUUGUUUACCAAUCACGAUGUCACCGUCGUCGCAAAGAAAAAGGGUGGCAAUGUGAAGACUAUUCCGCCGUACAAGCCAGUCCCUCAUGACAGUCACUCGAGUGACUCGAGCUGCGAAAAGGAGGGCGGUAACUCUCCUGUGACCACCGGAAGUGUCACGCCAACACAUGCUGGCAAAUCUAAAGGGCCCGGACGCAAAUCGUCGCACGCUAGUGGCUCAGGUUCUGGCAAAAACGCUCCUUCAACAUCGAAGGCUUCGACUAGCACCGUUCAGCCUAUGGAAACGGACCCGCCUGAAGCUCCACCGGUAUCGCGUAAACACAAAAGCGGAGACAAAAGCGGAAAAUCUCAUCACUCGUCAGACAAAAAGAAGCCGUCGCCUUCACGGCGUGGCUCGUCAGCCGGUGACGCAGGCGGUUCUGGAAGCAAAUCGAGCACCCCGGCGCCGUCACCUCAACACUCUGCAGAAACAUCGCAAACUCAAAGCGCUAAAGCGGGUGGUUCGACCCCUAAAGCACCGCCGCCGCCAGCCUCGCCGAGCGGUUCCAAGCCUCCCGAACCAGUGGGAGUCAUAAGCUCGGUAGCGUCUGCUACUGCGACCCCCGUGUCCACAAUUACUGCUCCAGCUAGUGCUGCGGUAUCGACGUCUGUGGUACAAAUACCUCUGCCGAAGCCGACUUACCAAGAGACAGUAAUCACGAACACUGAAGCGAUGGAAACGAAACAAACGAAAAAGCGUAAAGCUGUAGCGAGCGCUGCAGCUGCUGCCGCCGCAGCCGCCGCCGCCGCGGCCGCUGCCAAUGCGGCUCUAGACUACGGACCGAGUACUUCAUCAGCCAUGUUGGAUGCUAACGGUAACAUACCGGGCGGCUGUAAUUGGGAGGCGGGGCCCUCGUGUUCUUCAGAAAUGCAAGAACAUGAAAAGUACAUCAAAAAGGCUAAGACGGAUCAUCCCGAGCCUCUGAACAUGCAGAGCCACUACAACCCGAUUGCACCACCACCACCGCCUCCGCCACCAGCCCACAGCCCUGCUUCUCAACCGAGCCCUAGGUACCAUCACAGACACCUGCCGAGCCCAAUGCCUGGCCCGAGCGGUCUGAAUCCUGUAUCGACUAUACGAUCGCCUUCACAGCCUCAGGGCGGGAAGGCCGACCGUGACGGACCAACGUCGCUCCUCGUGUCGGUGCCGUUACCCUCCACGAGCCAUGGACUGAACCUCUCCGCACACCCACAGGUUUCGGUUCAAUCUGAAAUUCCUGGUCCAUCGCAGCAUAUUUUCCAUCAGCCACAACCACAAAAGCCAACUUCUAUGGAACAGCCUGGCGUCUCAGGGCAUUCACCGCAUACCGUUCCUGGUCGCUCUUCUUGGGGUGGUCUGAACGUUGCCUACGAAAUGCAGCAAGAUCCAAAUAAACCAGGUGUCAGUGGGAUGGCCAGUACUAGCAAAGACAAUAUGGGCCCGGUUCCCAUAUGCCCGAUGCCGCCGGCUAUCAGGAACAAGAAACGAGCAGCGAUGGCGUCUGUCGUCAACAUGGCGCCGGCUCCUAUGCUUCCUGGUCCUUCCGGUCCUCCAUGUCCACCAGGACCGUCUGCAAUACAAACUUCGGGUACACAAUCAUUGGCUAAUGUACGCCGUCAACCGCAGCAGACCCCGCCUCCGAUAUACCAGGAAACUAUCAAAGAUUCACCUCCAAGCUCGCCAGGUACAGAACGCGCCAUGAAACCGAAAAUGGAAACAAAGAUUGGCCCGAGUUGUACAGCGCCGCACAUGCUCGGCAACGAAUUGAAUCCGGAAAGUGGGGCUGCGGCCCGGCUUCAAGAGCAACUGAGCGCCGAGCUGGCCGCACAUGCCGCCGGGAGCGGUGGUCCAGACCCACUGAUUCCGCCACCGCUCAUCAACAAGGCCGGAACAGGUGCUGGAGGCCCAGCGGGACGUAGUUCUUCGAGUGCUCAGAGCCUCGAUCAGCUGCUCGAGCGUCAGUGGGAGCAGGGAUCGCAGUUUUUAAUGGAGCAAGCCCAGCACUUCGAUAUAGCAUCACUACUCUCAUGCCUGCACCAGCUCCGCACGGAGAACGUGCGUCUGGAGGAGCAUGUGGGUAGUCUGCUACAGCGUCGUGACCAUCUGCUUGCAGUGAACGCUCGUCUCGCGAUACCUCUCACCGCCAUGUCUGCGGGUCCCCCCGAACCACCAAGAUGCGCCCGGGACAGCGGGUCCCAGAUGCGCGGCCCGCCACCGCCUGUACGCGCCACCGAGACCAUCACCUCUGACCGGUCCCACCAGCUUAUGAUGCGUGAUAUGCAACAAAAGCCCAGCUGAAAGGAGAGGGGUGGCGGCGGAGGGGGCGUGCCUCAGCCCGGCCCUUCCGCGGGCGACCCUCAAGCCCUGCGCGCCGUACAAUCAUUCAUCUUCACUGAGCAACGCCGCAGGGCAGACUUCUCCAUCGAUGCUAUACUCAAGUUCGAUCAUUAGACGAUAUUAUCUCGUUAUCAUACACGAGGACGUUUAUUUAGAUUACAUUAUAAUUGGUGACGUAACUCCGUAGAACCUUUUAAAAAGUUAAUUAAUUGUGAGACAUUUCUAGAAUGUGAUCCAUAUAUUGAAUUCUGACAUUUAAUAAAGUUCCUCCCGAACAAUUGAAUAACCCCGUUGUUAGCAUCGAUUAGGUUGUAGGUUGUCGCGUACAUUGCGUCAUUGUAGUGAUUAAUGUGAUGACUGGCCUAAAGGUCUGUGAUCUAUUUGUAUAUGUGGUUAAUAAAGAAAAUAAAAUAAAAAAACUUUCAGCUGAGAUUCUAAGCGAAUUUUGAUCGAGACUAUGUCGUAAAAUAUUGAGAAGAUAACUUCACCAAGAACUACCGGAUCGGACGACUACUCUAUAUUGACGUUCACUGGAUUGAUAUUUCGCCUGCACGGCGCGAACCUGAAAAUGACCUCAAAGGCAAUGGCAUAUUAUUUGUCUAAUGUCUCUCGAACGUUGAGAAGAAACAAGGAAGGAGCCUCGCUUUUGAAAGCCAAGAAUUUUAAUGUCGAUGUGGACAUGGGAAAAAUCGCCGAAAAUAAAAAGCAAAUGAUGCCACGUUAAUGAUUCUGGUGAUUUUGAAUGAGAUACGCAUCAUAACAGUGUUCGAGCCGCAUCGAACGUUAUGGAAGGAAGGAAAUACCAUCCUGAAGGCGUCGGAGAAAUAUAAUCGUUUUACGAUGAGAUCAAUUAUUUUGUCUUUUUCUCUUAUCGCUUUUUGAUAAGAGCUUUUUGAUCUCAUUGCAAAAUGUUUUUGUUUUGUAAUUAUAACACACUUAUAAACUAUUUUAAACGUACUACUAUACAAUAUAAUUGUUUUAUAUAAAAAAAAAAUUAAAUUGUCAUCUAUCCAGUAUGCAUUAAUUUCAACAGUUUGCAUUAAUUUUGAGAAUUAGUAGAAUUAGUUUUGAUUCCCAUGUGAAUUGUGUCAUUUUAAGUGGCUAUUUUAUUAUUUUGUCUAUAUUUAUAUACCAUUUUGGUUAACUGUUUUAUUACUUUGUCUAUAUUUCCAUACAGGAUCUCAUUUAAUAUGUACUAAAGCCAAAAAAAAAAAACAAAGUAUGCUAUUAUGAACAGAAGAAGUUAAUAAAAACUCACAAAGCUUUGUGCAAUAUGUAUUACAUUAUUGUAAUUAAUGUGUGUAAUAAUAAUUCAACAAUUCGAAUAUUCAUCGCACUUUGAACUAUUCAUAUUGUUUCCUAAUUUAAUAUUUUGAAUAUAUUUUUCUAACAUAAAAUUGUUUAAAAUUACAUUACAUUUACAUAAUACAUUACAUAAUAAAUGAGACCCUGUAUUUGUUUAUAUAAACCAUUUAAAGCAUAAUUUUAAUAUUAUUUUAAUAUUAUACUACUAUACAAUUGUUAUAAUUAAGUUAAUUAUUCUUUUAAUGAAAGUAUGUGAUUAGUGUUUUAAGUUCAUGUAUCAGUUUGAGCGUUGGUGUGUUGCAAGUACGGAUCGUACAACCAUUUAAUUUGUUUUUAUUUGUUUUAAUACGAGCGUAAUUAUUUAUUAACAUUCAAUUGAAUUUUAGCUGUAUAUUAUGUUUUAUAAUCGAUUCUGCAAUUUUUAAGAAUUCUGUAUUGCGAAAACUCGUAACGAAUAAUUUAAAUUCAAAUAUUUUUAUCGAGUAGAUCUUAAUUUAGCCUCCAAACAUAAUAAUCAAGUAGACAAUAGUUCUUAAAUUAUUGUGUUUUUAAUACUGUUGGUCGUUUCCGUAGGGCUGCCUCCAAACGGGCCACAUUUUCAUGGAAAUAUGUAGCGAUAAUAAAGUCAACAAUUGCAAUAUCUCGUACCCGGCUAUACGUUCAAAUGAUUUUAGUACUUAGUUUUGUCUUAAAACCACAAUUAAUCAACAAAACCUAAAGCGUACAAUUUUAAAAAUGAGGACAUUACAAGCAUUUUACGUUGAUGUUAACCAAAUAACGCCAUUAUUUUAAUCAAAGAAGGCAGCUUUCAAGACAGUCAUCAAAAAAAUAUCAACAUUCGUUCAGGCAGGACUGAGAAUCUCGCCUUAUAAAUGCGAAAUUAUUUUAAUACAGGCAGUAGCUUUAAUUUCUUAUCAGUCAGUCAGUGUAUGUUUCGCAUCAGCCAAUUGUGGUAGUUGUGCGGGACAAAAAAAAACCUUAGUGCAAUAUAAGCCAAGUUUCAUUUUUAUUAAAUUUUUGUUGUUCGUUUUACUUCUUACAUCAACUUUUGUACGUUUUACUUCUUGUCUAACUCUUCGUUCGUUUUCUUCUAUCUCUUUAGCUCUUUCUAACGCUAAUUGUUACGCGUCCUUGCGUUACGUUACGCUCUUUUUCUUCUAUCUCGUUAGCUCUUUCUAACGCUAAUUGUUACGCGUCCUUGCGUUACGUUAAUCUCUUUUUCUUCUAUCUCGUUAGCUCUUUCUAACGCUAAUUGUUACGCGUCCUUGCGUUACGUUACUCUCUUUUUCUUCUAUCUCGUUAGCUCUUUCUAACGCUAAUUGUUACGCGUCCUUGCGUUACGUUACUCUCUUUUUCUUCUAUCUCGUUAGCUCUUUCUAACGCUAAUUGUUACGCGUCCUUGCGUUACGUUACUCUCUUUUUCUUCUAUCUCGUUAGCUCUUUCUAACGCUAAUUGUGAUGCGUCCUUGCGUUACGUUACUCUCUUUUUUCUUUUCCUCGUCUGUUCAUCUUUGAGCUUUAAGAUUGAAUCGUCGUUCCAUCUACACGAUGUUAGAUCUACGCAAUUUGGUAAGCCAACAUAUUGGAAUCAAUAUUGACCAUGUGUUGGCUAGGAUGGACGAUAUUAUGCAGUAUGAGUUAUAAUAGUAGAGAUUGCACCGGACAUUCGUUUUAUGUCGGUUAUGCUACCAGCCGCCAAUAUUGAAGUAAAAAUGUGGCCUAUUUUAUUUAGAAGCACCUUAGGUGUCUGAGUUAGAGAACAUUAAAAAAAAUCAACAUUCAUGAUUUUUUUUCUUAAAUAUUGCAUUCAAGUAGAACAAAUUAAGUUUUACGUAAUACUUUUUAUUUUGAAUUAGUGUUACCAUCUGUGAAAUCUUUCAUAUUAUUGAUGAAAGGUAGUUAGAAAUGGAAGUUAGUUACAACCGUGACGUCACAGGAACAGGUUAGCAUAAUGCAUCAGUAGUGCGAUUUUCAAGUAAAACGAAGAACUUACUAGAGAUGUCAAAGAGCUAAUAAUGUUUAUGUGACGUAGAAAUUUCCAGCAAAAUGUAAUUUGUUGAGGUUUAUCGACAAGUUAUAAAAAAGUUUAUAUCCUGGGUUGGGGAGGUUCCAGCGCCUCAUGGGGCGUUUUAAAAAAAACGCAUGGGAUUAUAAGACCUAUGUCCAGCGGUGGGGGAUCGCGCAAAUAGAUUUAAGCGUCACCGUUCUAUUUGCGCUUUAAAGUUGCCGUGUCAACGACGCAAUGUUAUGUUCAGAUUUAUUUUGUGCAAUAGAAUAAAGUGAUGUUUUAUUCAGUUGAAUUGCGAAUACGCAAUCUGACACGGCAACAUUUUUUUAAUGCACACCAUUAUGAGUUCUCAUGCUGGCUGGCUUAACGUAAUUUUAAUCUUCAAUGUUCGUAAUAUUCAAGGUAUCUGUGUUUUUGAAUUUAUUGUGAAAUAGGUAGUAUGUGUACCUUAGUAGGAACUGCAUGUGUAUCUAUCUAUAUAUCGAUAUUUAUAUAUUUAUAAAUAUAUAUUUCAUCGCUUUUGACUGCUUCUUAAAACAUACAGCAUAUUUAUUUAGGUACGUUGCAAAUGGCGACGGGUGUUUCCUAGGCACCUUAGUUUAUCUUAACAGAUUACGUAAAACGAGUCCAUCCAAAGGAGACUUUGAUUGGGAGAAUUUAACUAGGAAGUUUCAUAACUUUUAUUUAAUUUAAAUAAUCAAUAUGUUUGCUAUAUAACAAUGACAUAUUGGGCCGUACAUUAAUACGGUUAAAUAAAACAAAAACCCUUUUUGGUAUUUCAUCAUAAAUUCGCAUAAUAUAAACUUUUUACAAUUGUAAUUUUAACGGGUAGACUUGUCAAAGAUAAACUUGUAUUUUUAAAUAAAACGCACGGUCUGUUUAGUUCAAGCAAUAAAUCAUACCAUAAUCGGAAGAAUCACAAUUACAAGUUGACUUUAAACAUCGCGCGAGACGAGACUAGGAUAAGGACUAAUGUUUUAAUAUUACGAAAGAAACACAAACGGCGCGAUAUAAAACGUAAACUUGAGGCAAUACUUGCAUAAUAUUAGACUUAGUUUAGGAAUUUGUUUGAACUAAACGAUUCAGGCGGUUUGACUUAGGUUAUAAUUUUUUAAAGUUCCUGUUGGCGGCGUGUGGAAUGCUCCCUAAUCUCACUUUUUGGAUGGCCGCAUUAUAACACACACACCGUAAACGGGUUCGACUGCCGUAAACGAUUUUAAUUACGUUCGCUUAAUUGUUUUUUUAUUUAUUGUUUUCUUUGGACCUUCUACUUUUGAUGAGUAAACCGAGCGAUUCCACGUUUAAAAGUUGGAUGUGAACUGUCAAAUACCAAAGAUUGUGUGAACAUAUAUUUUACUGUGACUGAAUUCGGUAUGCAGAUAAGACAUGGAACAUCCGAAAGGGAGAGUGACUUUAAAAAAAAGAUUAAGAGCCGGUUCUCUUUUUAGUCGCACAACGUCUUAUUUUCUUUUAAAUAGACCCAAUCGAAUUGCGAUUGGCGUUCGCUGAAGCGAAUCUCGCGAAUUUUAAACGUUUAUUGACGUUUACAUUGGCAUCUAGAACUAUACCUAGCCGUAUUGAGUAUUUAAAUUCAACUAAUUUUAAAUUUAAAUGUUUUCGUUGUAAACACCGGGACUAGUGUAUAAACAGGAUAGCAUGCGUUGUGUAACGUAUCGAAGGUUCGUCACGUUUCUGAAUGUUUGUUUGUUAACGAUGUGAAACUUUGUUAUUGUCAGACGUAAGGAAAAUAUCUGUGAUUGGUACUCUUAACGCUGUGGUGUAAUUGUUGGCAGUAAAUUUGAGAGUCGAGAUGUUAUAAAAAACGGGAUGUUGCUACUGUUACGAUUAAAAAUAAUCAACCACUAAAUAAAUUGGGACCGGUUAUUCUGGGCUUUGAGAGAGAUCAAGGUGCCAAUCUUACUGGUGGUAGGACCUCUUGUGAGUCCGCGCGGGUGGGUACCACCACCCUGCCUAUUUCUGCCGUGAAGCAGUAAUGCGUUUCGGUUUGAAGGGUGGGGCAGCCGUCGUUACUAUACUUGAGACCUUAGAACUUGUAUCUCAAGGUGGGUGGCGCAUUUACGUUGUGGAUGUCUAUGGGCUCCAGUAACCACUUAACAUCAGGUGGGCUGUGAGCUCGUCCACCCAUCUAAGCAAUAAAAAAAAAAAAAAAAAAAAAAAAAAAAAAAAAAAAAAAAAAUCACGGGGGUGCAGGUUAAGAAAGGCUGAGAGGUAAGAGAGGUUCAGGGUCCACUAUGUAAUCAGUUGGUUCGAACGACGAGGGUAGAAUGUGAAACAUUGUACGUGCUUAACGUUUUGUAGGUCUUGGAUAAGUUUCAGUUGGAUCUCUCGUUGUUUAACAUCUGAUUUCCCAUUGACGAUGGCAGCCGCUCGUUUACAUUAUUCCGAACGAUCUGCGUGGGUUUCGUAGGGCCUUGACGCUAUUUAAAUAAAUCUUCUAUUACGUUUAAUUUUUAUUAUUUAAUAUCUUCAAGCGCAAAUUGCUGCGCUUCCGACGAUACAAGCAUGGUCGUGAAACACUAGUACGUGUAUUGACGUGUCGUUGGUUUUGGUCUGUUUCAGUAUGUCAGCUUCGUAUCGUUGGGAGGGCUUGCCAGGCGUGCUUAACUAUUUCCGAGCUUACGUUUGAAUACUUGUGGCACGCCAACGGCAAUGCUCGAUAGUGAAACGCUCGUACGUGCUUAACGUGUCGUAGGUCUGGUUAGUUUCAGGUGGCAAGCCUUGCCGGCAUUCUGAGGUAUUGUUUGGUCUGCCUACAAGUAUCGAAAUGUAAGUUCCCUUCGCGUCAAUAUGAUUCCGGAAAUGAUAUAAGACACGGGAAUGCUUAACAUCGUUGGUUUGAUUGCACCGUCUUAUAUUCAUACAGAAUCAUUCUUUAACGUCUUUGUAAGUGUAAUUUGUACAACGAACGAUGGUUAUAACGAAGAUGAGGUUAACAUUCGGUAAAGGUAAUUGAAAUGAAACCAUCGUUAGGACCGUAGCUACGUCCUGCGUGUCGCUCUGAAUUUCGAAGAACCUCUAACAAGCUAAUGAUGUAAUCAAAAGCUCUAACAUCGACAGACGCUGAUUGUGAAACACUAGUACGUGUACUGACGUUGAUGAAUGCCAUGGUCCGUUUCAGGUGAUAGCCGAUUUCGUUAUUGGAGCUGUUACACGCGCGCUUUUUGCUUGAGUAAAUACGAUUGCCCAUCGCAAUGGCCGUGGAUUCUGGGCAAAUAGGAAACGUUCCGUCAAACACGUCUGACAAUAAUAAAAAAAAUUGCUACGUCUUACAACACGUUAAAUUCGAUUAAAACUGCGUGCUUACAAUGAAAACAACUAAUUUAUUAUGGUCCGGUACUGUCGUUUAUUUUAAACCUUACCAAUGGUUUACGGUGGUCAUAAAGUGACCCAAUAACGUUAUAAGCGAUCUUCGUGUCUAAAGUACGUGUUUGUUUUCCCUACCCGGUUAACAAUGUAAGCUUAUACGAUAUUCGGGUCGCAAUAUAACGUCAAAUAAGUAUUUACUACUUUAGUAGUAUAAUAUGUAAUACGUAGAUGAUAUGCUUGUAAACUAAUGUAAUUUACAAGUGGAUCACAAACGGCGGAUUGUACUAGUUUGAGUUCUCUGUUCUCUCGACCAAUCUGUAAAGAACUGGAUAUUAAGUAUUUGAAUUUUCUCUCGAAAUGGUUAAAAUGAACAUCGUUUAGAUUUGAAAAAAUGGAAUAAGUUGUUGAGAAGAAAAGGAAAAUACGUUAGAAAUAGGUUAGAAACGAUUGAGUCGUGAUCGCAGCAGAAGUCAAUUUAUAUCUAGUGCAAUCAGUUGUAUUUCUAAGAAUUUCUGUAAAUUUCUCCUGAUCUCGAACAGGAAGUACUUUAGGGAUGCUCAAAGUUUUUACAUUUUAAUUGCAAAAUUCCAAAGCGGGUAUCUCUUAGCGAACCCGUGGUUAUUUUAUUCAUUAUUUUAUGUUACAACGAAAGGGUAAAACGCUUUUCACUUAAUUAAAUGUUGGCCAAAAUUGGUGCUAUAAAGAAACUUGCUAAACAUCGGUACGGUGUUCAAUGAUUGUAAACGAGUUUAGAAUCAAAAAUUGGGGAACAGGGUAUUGGAAGUUAGCAUAGCGGGGGGGAAAGGAAUGGAGUAAGUUUCUAAUAAAAACGCCAGUUUUUUAUCUGCCAAAACUAUUUUAAUACUUCUCUACUCUAUAUACUCGACUUCAAUUUUCAUACUUGUAACACUUGAAAGAUUGAUGUUUUUUAUUUUAUUUUUCAAAAAAUCCUUCAUGUUUGACCAAGAAUAAAAAAAUCUUUUUAACUAUGUACUGAACAUUUUCAGAAUUGCCAACAUUUAUAAGUGAGGAGGCGUGAAACCUUUGACCUAAUUCAUUUUAAAUAUAACUAACGUGGACCUAUACUAUACCACAUUACUUUUAAUAUUCGAUGUUAUAUUUAACUUUAGUAUUUAAGUAUCAAUGGUGUAUAUUACCAUUUAAAUGUAAGCACAGACUGGCAAACAAAGGCUCAAGUAAAACUGGUGUUAUAAUAUCCCCGAAUACACACGAAGAUCUUACAUGAAAAGAAUCCAUAAAGUUUAACAACAAUUUUAAAAAAAUUUAAGAGCGUAAUAGCCGUAUCGUUACAAUAUUCACUUUUCAACUUUGAAUCAACAGUCAUGACAUUAUUUGAAAACGAGAUAGAUCCCACGCUAUAAAAUUAAAGUUGUUCAAACUGAUAAGAUCCUACUGGCACUGCGUUAUGGAGCUCGGAGCGUUUAUUUCUGCAUCCUUUGCUGCAUAAUAACCUUAUUCAAUGAGUUCAAAUGCACUUAAGUCUCGUGAAAAGGAAGGCAAAACGCUCUGAGUAAUAGACGGGGUCACCAAGUCUUGCUGACUGAUUGUGUUUAGAAUUAAUGUCUAUUUAAUAAUCAAUUGUGUAAUGGAUGUCAAUCGAUGUUUUGUUCUCUCUGAAAUAAAUGUCCUUUGAUUGGAA
Messenger RNA from Bombyx mori (domestic silkworm), 11619 nucleotides. RefSeq names its product protein AF-10. Bases 263 to 3280 code for a protein of 1005 amino acids. Gene Ontology annotation, cellular component: nucleus. The transcript is spliced from 29 exons. The record is from RefSeq and is a predicted model, not a curated record. Gene Ontology annotation, biological process: regulation of transcription by RNA polymerase II. Lineage: Eukaryota; Metazoa; Arthropoda; Insecta; Lepidoptera; Bombycidae. Gene Ontology annotation, molecular function: histone binding; nucleosome binding.